Molecule: messenger RNA, 1099 nt
Organism: Odobenus rosmarus divergens (Pacific walrus)
Lineage: Eukaryota; Metazoa; Chordata; Mammalia; Carnivora; Odobenidae
Gene: ASGR2
Product: asialoglycoprotein receptor 2
Exons: 8
Coding region: 1-909 (302 amino acids)
Molecular function (GO): signaling receptor activity
Source: RefSeq, a predicted model, not a curated record
AUGGCCAAGGACUUUCAAGACAUCCAGCAGCUGGACUCCGAGGACAAUGACCACCAGCUGGGUGGAGGUGAGGGCCCGGGCCCUCGUGGGCACAACCCCAGGAGAGGAGACAGGCUCUGCGUAGGGAUCCCCACGCAGCCACCCCUUCGGCUGCGGCGCUUCUGCUCCACCUUGCGCCUCAGUCUGUUUGUCCUGGGCUUCAACGUCCUGCUGCUGGCGGCCAUCUGCGUGAUUGGGUCCCAAAGAGCACAGCUGCAAGAGGAACUGCGGAUCCUAAAGGAAAACUUCAGUCACUUCUCCAACGGGGUCCUGUCGGAGAUCCGCACUCUCCGCUCGCAUGGGAGCAGUGCCAGUCACCAGCUGACCUCUCUGGAAGCCAAGCUGGAGAAACAGCAGAGGGAUGUGAAAGCAGAUCACGCCGCCUUGCUCCUGCAUCUGAAGCACUUCCCCAUGGACCUGCGCAUCCUGACUUGUCAGAUGGCCUUCUUCCAGAGCAACGGUACACAGUGCUGCCCCCCUAACUGGCUGGAGUACGAGGGCAGCUGCUACUGGUUCUCCCGCUCCGGGAAGACCUGGGCCGAGGCGGACGGGUACUGCCAGCUGGAGAGCGCCCACCUGGUGGUCAUCAACUCCAGAGAGGAGCAGAAGUUCAUUGUCCAACACACAAACCCCUUCAAUGCCUGGAUAGGUCUCACUGACAGCGAGGGCACCUGGAAAUGGGUGGAUGGCACAGACUAUCAGCAGAGCUACAAGAACUGGGCGGCCACUCAGCCAGAUGACUGGCAGGGGCACGAGGUGGGUGAAGGUGAAGACUGUGUGGUAGUCCAGGCGAACGGACGCUGGAACGACAAUUUCUGCAAGCAGGUGCAACGCUGGGUGUGUGAGAUGAGGCUGAACAUCACAGCUUAGGAGCCCGCCCCCUGCCCCGCCCUCAGCUCUCUGCAGGGGGGAUUUUGAAGAAAGGAAAAAUAGAGGGGAGGGAUCGAGACAGAAUGGAGGGGUGCUGUGAGCAUCACAGACCCCCGGAGACACUGAGGUCCCGCCUCCUUCCGCAAGUCACUGUCAUGAUUAUAAUUUUCAGCCUGGUCCAUGGGGUAGG